Ictalurus punctatus (channel catfish) is the source of this 4383-nucleotide messenger RNA. It is a transcript of the gene grk3, whose product is annotated as G protein-coupled receptor kinase 3. The transcript is spliced from 21 exons. Bases 2176 to 4242 code for a protein of 688 amino acids. Gene Ontology annotation, biological process: regulation of signal transduction; protein phosphorylation; G protein-coupled receptor signaling pathway. Gene Ontology annotation, molecular function: ATP binding; G protein-coupled receptor binding; G protein-coupled receptor kinase activity. The record is from RefSeq and is a predicted model, not a curated record. NCBI's taxonomy places the organism in Eukaryota, Metazoa, Chordata, Actinopteri, Siluriformes, Ictaluridae.
UGGCGGCGCGUUUACACUAAGAGGAAGUGCAGCUGCUGAACAGCUUCUGCUGCAACAGGAGAAAAUCUAUUGCAUAGCGAACUGUGGUUGGUCACAUAACCUAGCAAAUAUAUAUUCAGCGAAGUAAAUAGUUUCGUCGGAACUAACAUAUCGAGGGGCAAUUUUUUUUGUUUACAACUCCGUAUAUUCAGAUAAUUUGAGAACCUCUGGGGUUGUGAGGAUUUUGUGAACUAUAUACCUGACGGCCGUGAACAGUUUGAAGCCUUUUCCUGCAACUUAAAUGCGGAUGCGUUGCGCUAACAGCUGAGUCGGGGACUUCAAGAUGAGAAGCAAGAACACCACGAGUUGCUUUCCUUUCUAAUGAACUUACUGAAAGCUGGAUUUGUGUUAGUGUGUGGAGUCUUAUCAACGGAGGUUUUGAUCUUGAAACAGGCUAACAGUGUCGACAGGAAUAUUUAGUUCAGCUAACUGUCUAGUGAGCUAAGUGGCGGUUAUCGGUUUUUUGGAUAGCCAGCUAAGUGAGUUAGCCAUGAAAAUGAAGUUCCGCAAGAGUUAGCUUUGUGGUUUGUUCACCAAAGCCAACCGCAUUUCUUUCUUUCUUUCUUUCUUUCUUUCUUUCUUUCUUUCUUCCUUCAACCGUUGUAGGUCCGUUUUACAUGUACAGACACCAAACAGUUUGGAAGUAAACGGUAGCACUUAAAAGUUUUUAGUCGCAUUAUUAGUUCGUGAGAGUCGCAAAGCAAGCUAACAUCGAGCUAACUUCCUUUUGAGCGCCCCCUCACCCGUCGCCAGGUAGUCACCCGUACAGCAAUACUAUAAAACCAUGUAAUUAGUUUCCCGCUGCGCAGCACUCAGGCAAAAAUACUUUUCUUAAUACUGUUUGCUGCUGAUUAUGUGGUUGAUUUGCACAAGGGUGAGAAUGUUAGGGAUGUAAACUUGGAUCUACGAUUUGACACAUCAUAUAUGAAACCAUUUGCGCGACAGCCUGUAAGAUUAAGUCUAAGCUGUAUUAUAAAUAUAGAGAUAUUUCGCAGAACGGGAAAAACUCAGUUGUUAGAUGUGACGGCACCUUUCUCUGUUGUCAAGGGAAAAAUGGAGGCGCGACAGCUGUCUGAUAGUGUAAAUUGAGCUAUCUAGUGCUGUAUUUCAUAAAAUAUAAUUAAAAGCCUCAGCAAGUGAUGGAUAACUAGAUAAACAGCCAACCCACGCGCGUGUUUGGCUAGCUUUCGGAGCCGGAUAUAGUGAGCUAGCGUGGUAACCAGCUAGUCGAAACACAUUAUUUUAUCUUGUCAACAAGGUCUGGUCGGUAAACCCGUAGAAAUCGACCAUUCGGUUCAUCUUCGCCAGAGAGGUGCAGUGGGAGAAAGAGAAGCGUGUUUAAUAAGCAUAAGCGAGUCGUUCAGUUGGUAACAUCUCUGUUUAGAUUGACUUGAAAUGUAGGCAAAACAACGUCAGCUAGCUCACAGUCGUCGCCCAUUUUCAUAUUUUUGUGACUCCUUGUAAGUGAGCUGGUCUGUUCUUUACCAGUUGAACUGUAGACACGGGAUUUAUAUAUACAGGUACGGGUCUUGUAGUUGUUAUUUUAAAGUGUGCAUUAUUUUUACACAGCCUCUGUUUAGAUUAGUUUAAAGUGAGCCGCACGUAAUAGAGCACCGCGCAGUUUGCAACUUGCUUACCCGGGCUAGCUGGAUUAGCCAGCUAGCAGUAUUUUGAUGUGUGAAUUUGCCCACUUGGCUCGAUUUUGAGAGCCUUAACCAGCAGGUGGGUUCUUGCAAUACGCUCACUGCAAGGGGUGGGGGGGCCGAAAGGGAAAAAUUGAAUAAAAAAUAUUACUGUAAUAUCUAGGAUUGGAUUGGCUGCACUUGCUUUCACGCUGCAGUUUUUACAAUUAGAAAGCCCACCGCAAAUCAACACUGCUGCUCGCAGUAGAGACUCGCUUUCCCCACUUCGCAUGAAUCUUGUUCUCUAUGUUACAAUGAAUGUAUUUUGAAGAUCGGCAAAUCAAGACUAAAGAAAACGGACGGGCUUGAUCUAUGCUCGCCCAGGACUCCCGCACUGCCACCGUGUUGUUGGUUUUGUGUUGAUUAAAUAAGCCCACUGUCUUUCGCGAUUGCUUUGUCCCCGCAACAUUCCCGCGACUGUUUCUACAUCGAUUCGAUUGAGCCACGGUUGAAGAUGGCGGACCUAGAGGCAGUUCUCGCCGAUGUCAGCUAUUUGAUGGCGAUGGAGAAGAGCAAAUCAACUCCAGCGGCCCGAGCAAGCAAGAAAAUCAUUCUCCCUGAACACAGUAUUCGGAGUGUGAUGCAGAAGUACUUGGAAGAGAGAGAUGAGCUCACUUUUGACAAAAUCUUCAACCAGAAAAUUGGGUUCCUGUUAUUCAAGGAUUUCUGUAUGAAUGAAAUAGACGAGGCCGUUCCCCAGCUGAAGUUCUAUGAAGAGAUUAAAGAAUAUGAGAAGUUGGACUCUGAGGAGGAGAGACUAAGUCGCAGUCGGCAGAUAUAUGAUGGCUACAUAAUGAAGGAGCUCCUGUCAUGUUCACAUCCCUUCUCUAAGAAAGCAGUAGACCAUGUCCAGUCUCACCUGGCUAAGAAACAGGUACCCCCAUCCCUCUUUCAGCCAUACAUUGUUGAAAUCUGUGAUAGCCUGCGAGGAAACAUCUUUCAGAAGUUCAUAGAAAGCGACAAGUUUACUCGUUUCUGCCAGUGGAAGAAUGUAGAGCUAAAUAUCCAUUUAACAAUGAACGAUUUUAGUGUUCAUCGGAUCAUUGGUAGAGGUGGGUUUGGUGAAGUGUAUGGCUGCAGGAAGGCAGACACAGGAAAAAUGUAUGCUAUGAAGUGUUUGGAUAAGAAGCGGAUUAAGAUGAAGCAGGGUGAGACCCUGGCACUCAAUGAGCGAAUCAUGCUGUCUUUGGUCAGCACAGGGGACUGUCCAUUUAUCGUGUGUAUGACGUAUGCUUUCCAUACCCCUGAUAAGCUAUGUUUCAUCCUGGACUUGAUGAAUGGUGGGGAUCUCCACUAUCAUCUCUCUCAACAUGGAGUAUUUAGUGAGAAGGAAAUGCGCUUCUAUGCAGCAGAAAUUAUCCUGGGUUUGGAGCACAUGCACAAUCGUUUUGUUGUUUACCGAGAUCUUAAGCCUGCCAAUAUCCUCUUAGAUGAACAUGGCCAUGUCCGCAUCUCUGACUUGGGCUUGGCUUGCGAUUUCUCUAAGAAGAAACCCCAUGCCAGUGUGGGCACCCAUGGCUAUAUGGCUCCAGAGGUUCUGCAAAAAGGGACAGCAUAUGAUAGCAGCGCUGACUGGUUUUCACUGGGCUGCAUGCUGUUUAAACUUUUGCGAGGGCACAGUCCAUUCCGGCAACACAAGACCAAAGAUAAACAUGAGAUUGACCGUAUGACACUUACUAUGAAUGUAGAGUUGCCAGACUCCUUUUCGCCUGAACUCAAGUCUCUGUUGGAAGGAUUGCUACAAAGAGAUGUGGCGAAGAGGUUGGGCUGCCAGGGUCAGGGGGCUUCAGAAGUGAAGGAUCAUCUGUUCUUCAAAGGAAUCGACUGGCAGCAGGUCUAUCUCCAGAAGUAUUCUCCACCACUGAUUCCUCCUCGUGGAGAAGUGAAUGCUGCUGACGCCUUUGACAUUGGCUCUUUUGAUGAGGAGGACACCAAAGGCAUAAAGCUGCUGGACAGUGAUCAGGAGCUCUAUAAAAACUUUCCCCUGGUGAUCUCAGAGCGCUGGCAGCAGGAGGUGGCCGAGACGGUGUAUGAGGCAGUCAACAGUGACACGGAUAAGAACGAGGCACGCAAGCGUGCCAAAAACAAGCAGCAAGGCCACGAGGAGGACUAUGCACUGGGAAAGGACUGCAUCAUGCAUGGCUACAUGCUGAAGCUUGGAAACCCAUUCUUGACUCAAUGGCAGCGCCGAUACUUCUACUUGUUUCCUAAUCGUGUAGAAUGGAGAGGAGAGGGCGAAUCUAGGCAAAACCUGUUAACAAUGGAGCAGAUAGUGACUGUUGAGGAGACACAGAUCAAGGACAAGAAAUGCAUCCUGCUGAGGAUCAAAGGAGGCAAACAGUUUGUCCUGCAGUGUGAGAGUGACCCGGAGUUUGUACAAUGGAAGAAGGAGCUGAAUGAAGCGUUCACAGAGGCCCAGAAGCUGCUGCGUCGUGCUCCCAAAGUAAUUGGCAAGGGCCGUGCCGGUGUGCUGGAACUGUCCAAACCACCGCUCACACACCGCAACAGCAACGGCCUGUGAGCCACUGUUGUUUUUUGCCCCAACCCUUCCUCAUAACCGUGCAUCCUUUUACACUUGCGGACAUUGCACCACCUGUUUCAGCUUACCCUCCAUCUUUGCCACAACCAAUAAAGCAUCUAAAUGUUUAAAGACAGUCCUCCA